Messenger RNA from Castor canadensis (American beaver), 1876 nucleotides. It is a transcript of the gene Arl13b, whose product is annotated as ARF like GTPase 13B. Gene Ontology annotation, cellular component: ciliary membrane; non-motile cilium; motile cilium. Gene Ontology annotation, molecular function: GTP binding; GTPase activity. Gene Ontology annotation, biological process: receptor localization to non-motile cilium; non-motile cilium assembly. NCBI's taxonomy places the organism in Eukaryota, Metazoa, Chordata, Mammalia, Rodentia, Castoridae. The record is from RefSeq and is a predicted model, not a curated record.
UUUGCGGUGAAUCUGCCCCUUUGGUCCCACUGUCCCUGUGGGAGGAGGGCAGUGGUGACCAGCCAGCUCGCGGGCCCACGCGGUUGGAGGGGCUUGGUGCUCGGACUGGUCUCCUUCAGCUCCUUCCCACCCCGUCUUCUGGGCCUAUUCGCCUUACGGUCGCUUUGGGGCGGGCGGGGGCACUGAGGUCAGCUCCGAAGGCUAGGGGCCCCUCCCCGCCUCAGGCUCGGAUGGGAGGUGACGGGUGGAGCGACCUGGGAUGUUCAGUCUGAUGGCCAAUUGCUGCAGCUGGUUCAAGCGGUGGCGGGAGCCUGUCAGAAAGGUGACUCUUGUGAUGGUGGGACUUGAUAAUGCUGGUAAAACGGCCACAGCAAAGGGGAUCCAAGGAGAAUACCCUGAAGAUGUAGCUCCUACAGUUGGAUUUUCUAAAAUUGACCUUAGACAAGGGAAGUUUGAAGUCACCAUCUUUGAUUUGGGAGGUGGAAAAAGAAUUCGGGGAAUUUGGAAGAAUUACUAUGCUGAGUCCUAUGGGGUAAUAUUUGUUGUGGAUUCCAGUGAUGAAGAGAGAAUGGAAGAGACAAAAGAGACAAUGUCAGAAGUGCUAAGACAUCCUAAGAUAUCAGGAAAGCCUAUAUUGGUACUGGCAAAUAAACAAGACAAGGAAGGGGCUUUAGGAGAAGCUGAUGUUAUUGAAUGUCUGUCUCUGGAAAAAUUGGUCAAUGAGCACAAGUGCCUAUGUCAGAUAGAACCUUGUUCAGCAGUCUUGGGAUAUGGAAAGAAAAUUGACAAGUCCAUUAAAAAAGGCCUUUAUUGGCUACUACAUAUCAUCGCAAAAGACUUUGAUGCUUUAAAUGAACGCAUCCAAAAAGACACAACAGAGCAACGUGCUCUUGAGGAACAAGAGAAGCGAGAAAGAGCUGAACGAGUACGAAAAUUACGAGAAGAAAGAGAACAAAAAGAACGAGAGCAAGCUGAACUUGAUGAAACCAGUGGUCUGGCUGAGUUGGACACAGGACCAGUUACAGUUAACCCUUUUCAGCCAAUAGCAUCUGUAAUCAUUGAGAAUGAAAAAAAGCUUGAAAAAGAGAAAAAGAAGCAGAUGAUGGAGAAAGACAGUGAUGACUGCCCCCUGAAACAUACAAUGGAACAUGAGCAAAUAGAGACACAAAGCCAUACUAGUGACAGCAGUCACAAAACCAAUGAAUUGGAAACAGUAGAAAAUUACAAGGAGGCAAUAACACAGCAGUUGGAGAAUGAAGAUGAGACAGAUCAGCGAUCAUUGGAAUCAGAUACCAGUAAAAAGAAAACUAAAAAACUAAGAAUGAAAAGAAGUCAUCGCGUAGAACCAGUUAAUGCAGAUGACUCUGCUCCUAAGAGUCCAACACCACCCCCACCCCCUCCUGUUGGCUGGGGAACCCCCAAAGUCACUAGACUUCCAAAACUUGAGCCUCUUGGUGAAACACGUCAUGAUGAUUUCUUUGGGAAGCCGCUGCCUCCCCUGGUUGUGCGACAGAGACCUAACAGUGAUGCUCAUGAUGUGAUCUCAUAGCCAAGUCAUAUGGAUUAGCUCUCUUAACAACAGCAGGGCGAACUGUAACCUCUUUUCUCAACAGAAGAAAAACCCUAAGCAUUGAUGACUUGGCCAAGAUAACCAUAAUGAUUCCAACAAGGAUAUAAUAGCCAAGAACCUGACCUGAUAAUUUGUUUCUCUGUGUCUUUCAUGGUUAAAUCAGAAAGGAGCCAAAAUGACCAGUAGAUGGGAUGAGCAUUUAAACCAAGCUAGCAAGAUUUAAUGUUGACUCUCUGGUUUACACAUCCCCACUUCAUGGGCAUAUUUCUGAAGGAAAACCUCUUCAGAAAUAGAGCCAACAGACUU